AUGGUAAACAUCAUGUCAGAAGAGAUUUAUAAUAUUUCUUUGCCAGAAGAUUAUGAAAUGUUUGCCGAAAAUGAACUUCAGAAUAACUCCAGAAUUUCUGUUUAUAUCGCGAGGGACCGAAUGUUUAAUAUUUCUAAUUGUGGAUUCAAUGACACCUGUGAGAACACUUCAGCUUCUAGGUACCCCGAGGAUCUAACCAAGACACCAAUAUGGUUAGUUGGAAUAUCAAUUACUUUGUCCCUUCUGAUCUUAGCAACUAUCUUAGGAAAUGUGUUUGUAAUAGCAGCAAUUAUGAUCGAGAAGAACCUUAAGAUGGUGGGUAACUAUUUGGUUUUAUCGCUAGCCAUGACGGAUCUAUUGGUUGCUUGCUUAGUGAUGCCAUUGGGCGCUAUGUACGAAGUUAGCCAAGAAUGGACUUUAGGCCCUCUUCUGUGCGACAUUUGGAUUUCAUGCGACGUCUUGUGCUGCACAGCGUCUAUAUUACAUCUUCUGGCUAUUGCAACUGACCGCUACUGGGCAGUGACCAAUGUGGACUACAUCCAUCAAAGGAGUAUGCGCCACAUUGGAUUUAUGAUUUUUAUUGUCUGGUUUGUCGCUUUACUAGUUUCGAUUGCACCUUUUUUUGGGUGGAAGGACCCCCAAUUCGAGGAACGUGUUCUUGUGUAUAAAGUAUGUUUAGUUAGCCAAGAUUUGUCGUAUCAGGUUUUCGCUACCUGUGCGUCGUUUUAUCUUCCCCUGGUAAUUGUGCUGGUUCUUUAUUGGAAAAUCUAUAAGGAAGCAAGAAAAAGGAUCCGUCGAAAACCUGGAAGUGCCAGCUAUCGUGCCCUUCGAAGAUUAGCUGUUCCACGAGGAGCACAAUCAGUGGUAGAGAUAACAACUACGUUUGCCAUGUGUUCAUCAAGUAAUACCAGCUCUGGUACGAAUACAAACUCAGUACAAAACAGGCCUAUAUCACAAAUUUUGUCUUCUAACGAACCGAGUAAGAUGACACUUUUGUCCAGUAAAAAACAGAAAAAGACGGCAAAAGAAAAUACUGAUUCAAAACGUGAACGUAAAGCAGCCAAAACUUUAGCCAUUAUCACCGGAGUAUUUGUGGCUUGUUGGUUGCCCUUUUUCAUCAUUGCUUUGAUGAUGCCAAUGUGUCACAGCUGUAAUAUUGGCCCAUUACUGUUUAGUGUGUUCUUGUGGCUAGGAUACGCCAACUCCAUGUUGAAUCCUAUUAUCUAUACAGUAUUCAGUCCGGACUUUAGAUGUGCCUUUAAGCGUUUAGUAUGGAGAUGUUUUCGAUAG
Messenger RNA from Limulus polyphemus (Atlantic horseshoe crab), 1290 nucleotides. RefSeq names its product 5-hydroxytryptamine receptor 2A-like. NCBI's taxonomy places the organism in Eukaryota, Metazoa, Arthropoda, Merostomata, Xiphosura, Limulidae. Bases 1 to 1290 code for a protein of 429 amino acids. The transcript has a single exon. The record is from RefSeq and is a predicted model, not a curated record. Gene Ontology annotation, molecular function: G protein-coupled receptor activity. Gene Ontology annotation, cellular component: membrane. Gene Ontology annotation, biological process: adenylate cyclase-activating adrenergic receptor signaling pathway.